AUGACAUCCUAUGCAAACAUAAAAGGAAAUUUGAUAGUUUCUACCUAUAUUUUACAAGUUAUUAGAGCACAACCAAAUGGUUUUUUUAAAAAUAAAGGUGUAAUUUUUGUUGACCGUCAUUAUAGCCAUAUACGUAAAGAUAUCAUUAAAGCAUUGAAUCUUAAGAGUUUAGAUGUUUUAGAGAUACCUGGUGGGACAACUAGUGUUUUACAACUACUUGAUGUCUUAGAAAUCAGUAAAGAAGUUCUGAUUAAAUCCUUUGAAUCAACUAGACUCAUCCUAAACCCUAAUAGUAGCAAAGACAAUAAAAUAUCACACUGUUUACAGACAAUUGUUAGAGACUAG
This is a messenger RNA of Dentiscutata erythropus, 345 nucleotides long. The record is from the annotation of a GenBank genome assembly. Lineage: Eukaryota; Fungi; Glomeromycota; Glomeromycetes; Diversisporales; Gigasporaceae.